This is a messenger RNA of Candidozyma duobushaemuli, 5865 nucleotides long. RefSeq names its product Aro1p (gene ARO1). The coding region runs from base 1 to 5865 and encodes 1954 amino acids. Lineage: Eukaryota; Fungi; Ascomycota; Pichiomycetes; Serinales; Metschnikowiaceae. The record is from RefSeq and is a predicted model, not a curated record. The transcript is spliced from 2 exons. Gene Ontology annotation, cellular component: cytoplasm. Gene Ontology annotation, molecular function: shikimate 3-dehydrogenase (NADP+) activity; 3-phosphoshikimate 1-carboxyvinyltransferase activity; 3-dehydroquinate dehydratase activity. Gene Ontology annotation, biological process: chorismate biosynthetic process; aromatic amino acid biosynthetic process.
AUGGCUCAGGUAGAAAAGGUGAAGAUCCUCGGAACCGACUCCAUUCAUGUGGGGUACGGGAUCCAGGACCAUAUUGUGAAGGAGACUCUCUCCAACCUAGCUACAUCUACCUAUGUUAUCGUCACUGAUGAGAAUAUGGAGAAGACUGCUCCAUUCCAGAAAUUGAGGGCUUCUUUCGAAUCACAAAUCAAAGAACAGAGACCGGACCUGAGACUUCUCACAUACGCUGUGUCGCCCGGUGAAAACAACAAAUCUCGUGAGACCAAAGCCAAAGUGGAAGACUUCCUCUUAUUAAGUGGAUGCACCAGAGAUACCGUUAUUUUGGCCGUGGGUGGUGGUGUUGUGGGUGACAUGAUUGGCUUCGUGGCUGCUACUUUCAUGAGAGGUGUUCGUGUUGUCCAGGUUCCUACGACAUUGCUUGCAAUGGUGGACUCUGCUGUGGGUGGAAAGACUGCCAUUGAUACACCUUUGGGUAAGAACUUUAUUGGAGCCUUCCAUCAGCCUAAAUAUGUCUUUGUCGAUGUUUCCUUCUUGGAAACGUUGCCUACGAGGCAGUUCAUCAAUGGUAUGGCAGAGGUGGUGAAGACCGCUGCUAUCUGGGACGAACCUGAGUUCACAAGACUUGAGAACUUUGCACCUACCUUUUUGAAGGUCGUCAGCUCCGACUCUAUUGAUCUCAAGGAGAUCAAAGAAGACUUGGUCAAGACCGUGUUGGGUUCCAUUAGAGUAAAGGCAGAUGUUGUGUCCAAGGAUGAGAAGGAAUCCAGUUUGAGAAAUCUUCUCAAUUUUGGCCAUACCAUCGGCCAUGCUAUCGAGGCCAUUGUCACCCCACAGGCACUCCAUGGUGAGUGUGUGUCCAUUGGUAUGGUUCUUGAGGCUGAAUUGUCCAGAUACUGGGGUAUUUUGAGCCCUGUUGGUGUUGCCAGACUCGUGAAGUGCCUCAAUGCUUAUAACCUUCCCACAUCGAUCAACGACAAAACCUUCCUUCUGAACGUCGGUUUCAAGAGACACUUUGUUGUUAUUGACAGCUUAUUGAAAAAGAUGGCUGUGGACAAAAAGAAUGAUGGUUCCAAGAUCAGAACCGUGAUUCUCGAGGCAAUUGGUAAGUGCUACCAGUGGAAGGCCCACGAGGUCUCCCAGCAAGAUCUCAGGUUUGUCCUCACAGAUGAGACGUUGGUUCUGCCAUUCAGCGAAUCAGCUACCCCAUCCACCAAUACAGUCAUUCCACCAGGUUCCAAAUCCAUUUCCAAUAGAGCUUUGAUCUUGGCCGCUCUUGGUUCAGGAACUGUCAAAAUCAAGAACCUUUUACAUUCUGACGACACGAAACAUAUGUUGGCUGCCGUUGCAGCUUUGAAAGGUGCCGAAAUCUCGACCGAAGACAACGGUGAAACUAUCGUCGUCACCGGCAACGGUGGCAGCAUGAUCACCUGCGAUGACCAAAUCUACUUGGGUAACGCCGGUACAGCCUCUCGUUUCUUGACCACCGUUGCCUCUCUCGUCCAGAUCAACAAACAGUCAAACGACUACACUGUCUUGACUGGUAAUGCUAGAAUGCAAGAGAGACCCAUUGGUCCUUUGGUGGAUGCUUUGAGAAGUAAUGGCUCUGAAGUUGAGUACUUGAACAGCCAGGGCUCCUUGCCUUUGAAGAUCAAAGCCGGCAAUGGGUUGAAGGGUGGCAGAAUCGAGCUCGGUGCUACGAUCUCCUCUCAGUACGUCUCUUCCAUCUUGAUGUGCGCUCCAUAUGCCCAGGAAGAGGUAACUUUAGCCCUCGUUGGAGGUAAGCCAAUCUCCCAAUUGUACAUCGACAUGACCAUUUCCAUGAUGAAGGCUUUUGGUAUUGAAGUUACCAAGUCCACGACGGAAGAGUACACUUAUCACAUUCCAAAGGGCUCCUACAAGAACCCAGAGGUCUAUGAGAUCGAGUCCGACGCAUCUUCAGCUACAUACCCCUUGGCUUUCGCCGCAAUGACCGGCACUUCUUGCACUGUGCCUAACAUCGGCUCUUCUUCGUUACAGGGUGAUGCCAGAUUUGCUGUUGAUGUGUUGAAACCAAUGGGAUGCACUGUCGAACAAACCGCUACUUCCACUACCGUUAAAGGCCCUUCUAGAGGCUCUCUAAAGCCAUUAAAGCAUGUUGAUAUGGAGCCCAUGACUGACGCUUUCCUUACAGCCUCUGUUGUUGCUGCUAUUGCAAAUGACUCGACACCCACCCAAAUCACUGGUAUUGCUAACCAGAGGGUGAAGGAGUGUAACAGAAUCAAAGCCAUGGUGGAUGAACUUGCCAAGUUCGGUGUCACUGCCAACGAGCUUCCUGAUGGUAUUGAGAUUCACGGUAUUGACUACAAAAACUUGAAGGUUCCUUCUGCUGCUCAAGGCGGUGUCAAGACCUACGAUGACCACAGAGUCGCCAUGUCUUUCUCCUUGUUGGCUGGCAUGUGCCCUGAGCCAGUUCUCAUAACAGAAAGAUCUUGUACUGGUAAGACAUGGCCUGGAUGGUGGGACAUCUUGCACACCAAGUUUGGUGUUGAACUAGAUGGAUUUGAGCCACCUAAGGAUUUGAACGAUGUGAGUCUUUUGGCCAAUGCUAGAAAGAAUGGUGACAAGUCCAUUGUUGUCAUUGGUAUGAGAGCUGCUGGUAAGUCCACUGUGAGUCGCUGGAUGGCCAACUUGCUCGGCUUCAAGCUCAUCGAUGCUGAUGACGCCUUUGAGGAGCAGCAUGGUGAUAUCAGAGAGUUCAUCAAGAAGGAGGGUUGGGAGAAGUUCCGUGAAAUUGAGGCCAAGAUUUUCGAGCACAUUGUCACCGAGAAGUCAACAGGCUACAUCAUCUCUACUGGUGGCGGAAUUGUCGAAGGCGAAGAAUCGAGAACUUUUCUCAAGAACUACGCUAAGUCCGGAAUUGUCCUUCACUUGCACCGUGACUUGGACGAGACCAUCAUCUUCUUGAACUCGGACGCUACUAGACCAGCAUACAUCAGCGAGAUCAAGGAGGUUUGGCAGAGAAGAGAAAAGUGGUACCACGAUUGCUCAAAUUUCCUUUUCUACUCUGCUCACUGCUCCACCGAUAAUGAAUUCAAGAAGUUGAGGCAAUCGUUCUCAAACUUCAUCAAGACCAUCACCGGUCUCGAGGUUACUAGGGUGCCAGCAACGAGAUCUUACGCUGUUGGUCUCACACAUGAGAACUUGGAGGAUAUUGCUGAGGACUUGGAAGACAUCACUGCAGCCUCCUCUGCUGUCGAAUUGAGAGUUGAUCUCUUGAAGGAGCACACGCCCACCUACGUUGCUGAGCAAGUGGCCAUUCUCAGAAAGUAUGUCAACUCGCCCAUCAUCUUUACUGUGCGUACCAAGAGCCAAGGUGGUGCUUUCCCUGAUGAGGAUAUCGAGAAGUACCAGGACUUGACGGGAUUGGCCAUUAAAUUGGGUGUUGAGUACUUGGAUCUCCAGUUGAGUAUUCCAGUGAAGAUUACCAAGCAGAUUUUCGGCAAGAAGGGCUUUACCAAGAUUAUUGCCUCCUACGUUGACUUGAAGGGAGAGCAUAAGUGGAGUGAUCCUGCUUGGGACAACAGAUACAAUGCUGCUUUCAGUUUGAACGCUGAUGUGAUCAAGUUGGUUGGCACCGCCACUGAUUUCCAGGAGAAUAUUGACGUUGAAAACUUUAAGAAUGCCCACCAGAGCACUCCACUCAUUGCAUACAACCACGGUGAGGAAGGUAAGUUGUCGAAGGUUUUGAACAAGCUCUUCACGCCGAUCACAAGCGAACUCUUGCCUGGUAUUCCUUCAGAGGGAGAAGUCACUCUUGCUGAGAUCAACAGCUCACUCAGCCAGAUUGGUAUUUUGACUAAGAAGCAGUUCAACGUGGUGGGCUCUCCUAUAGAACACUCUCGUUCGCCAGAUCUCCACGGCUCUGCCUACCAGGAAUUGAGCUUACCGUUUAAAUUUGGCCGUUUCGAAAGCAGUAACGCUGAAGAGGUCUACAAUGAGUUGAUCUCGAAGCCUGAUUUUGGAGGUUUGGCCGUCACCAUGCCUUUGAAGCUCGAUAUCAUGAAAUACACCGACGAGCUCUCGGACGCUGCCAAGCUUAUUGGUGCCGUCAAUACUGUGGUUCCCCUUAAGGGUCAGCCCGGUAAGUUCUUGGGUGACAAUACGGAUUGGUACGGUAUCACCAAGUCUUUCACCAGAAACGGUGUGCCUGCUAUUGAGCACGCUUCAGUGAACGGUUUGGUUAUUGGCGGUGGCGGCACUGCCAGAGCUGCCGCUUAUGCUUUGCACCAGAUUGGCUGCUCCAAAAUCUACAUGAUCAACCGUACGGCUUCUAAACUCUACGAGAUCAGAGACCAGUUGCCUCAGAAUUUCAACAUUGAAAUCUUGGAAACCAAAAAGCAAGUCGAUGCAGCAGAGCCCGUCUCUCUUGCCGUGUCUUGUGUCGCUGCAGACAAGCCUCUUGACGACAAUCUCCUCAACAGCGUUGAGAGUUUGCUUCACCGUGGGGCUCUGGCCAAGAAAGGUGGCUUCAACCCCACGCUUCUCGACGCUGUGUACAAACCACGUGUUACGCCAAUGAUGAAGAUCGCCCAGGACAAGUACCAGUGGACGGUUGUUCCUGGUGUGGAGAUGUUGGUGAACCAAGGAGAGAGGCAGUUUGAGGUCCACACGGGGCUCACCCCUCCGUACAAGGUUAUCUACAAUGCUGUUUCCACCCUGCUGUCGGGCACGGGUUUCUUUGGAAGUGUCCGUUCCAUGUUUGGUAAGCUGCAACGCCAACUUGACAUAGAGAAGAAGGAAGAGAGGGAGAACGCCAACAACCCAUAUAUCCAGUAUCCCGUGGUCACCAGGGAGCAGAUGAAGUACAUCAGCAAUGACCGCUUCAAGUUCCAGCUAGGGCACGCCCUGUUUGCCCAUCAUUCCACGGUUUCGGACCCUACCGUGCAUUCCCUUAGUGACUUGACAGACCCAACACAACUCAAUAGUCUUUUGCCUAGAAGAAGGCCACAGGGCUCUCCUGCCGAUACGCUCUCCAUCAAGGCUGGCGACGACGCCAUGUUGGUAUCUCCGACGGUCAUGGCUAUCGCCGAUGGCGUGUCAGGCUGGGAGUCCAAGGGGGAGCAGUGUUCCCUGGGCAUCUGGUCUAGAUCCAUGGUGGAAACGCUCAGUCGUCUCAUGACAGAGUACAAGCUCAACACCUCACCUCACCACCUUAAUAAGAGAGACAUCGACCAGAUCUUGGACGACUCGUACUUGCAUACUUCCCACUUGAUGGACCUCCAGGACUUGAGAGGCUCUUCGACGCUUGUCUUGUGCAUGUUGAGUGGCGAAUACCUCAAGAUGAUUAGCAUUGGCGACUCCAAGAUCUUCAUCGUGCGUAAGGGUGAGAUCAUCAAGACUAACGAGGAACAGCUUGUCUCCGAGUUGUGUCCUCAGCAAAUUGGCACACAAACGCUUAAUGUGAUGCCUUCUGAAGUCGCAUGGGUUGACUCCAUCAAGCUCCAGCCCGAUGACAUUAUUGUCAUGUGUUCUGAUGGUAUCACAGACAAUUUGCAUGACUGGGAAAUCGCCCAUAUGAUCGAUGAGUACACUCAUUUCAAGAAUGAUGACAUGCGUGCUGUCGCCAACAAGAUUCUCAGAAAGGCGAAGCUGACGGCCUACGAUGACAACGCCUACACGCCUUACAACGAAAUGGUCAACAAACUCCCUGAGAACCGUUUUGGCAAGAACAUCAGUUUGGGUGGUAAGCUUGACGACAUGUCCAUCUGUCUCGCCAAAGUUGUCCCCAACAUCCCAUUUCAGAAAUCACCAUCCCAGUCGAAGAAGUCGUCGGGCCCCAAGCCACCAGGGCCUCUCAGGGCGCCAUCCACAUACUACGAUCUUUAA